Molecule: messenger RNA, 1170 nt
Organism: Diospyros lotus (date-plum)
Lineage: Eukaryota; Viridiplantae; Streptophyta; Magnoliopsida; Ericales; Ebenaceae
Product: proteasome subunit beta type-1
Exons: 7
Coding region: 121-792 (223 amino acids)
Cellular component (GO): proteasome core complex
Source: RefSeq, a predicted model, not a curated record
UCAUCCUGUCUUGAGCACAAAGAAAAGCGAGGUGAGCAUAAAGAGAGAAGAAAACCAUUUUCGAUCUGUGAAAUUGCCCUAAGUCUCUCUCCCUCUUUCUCUCUCUGUGAUCGAAUCACCAUGGCCAAGCAGCAUGCAAACUGGUCUCCAUACGACAACAAUGGCGGCACUUGUGUUGCCAUUGCUGGGGCCGAUUACUGUGUGAUCGCUGCUGACUCUCGAAUGUCCUCUGGUUACAAUAUUCUUACCCGGGAAUACUCCAAAAUCUGUAAAUUGGCAGACAAAUCUGUCAUGGCCUCUUCAGGAUUUCAGGCUGAUGUGAGAGCUUUGCAAAAGGUUUUGGAAGCUAGGCACUUGAUUUAUCAGCAUCAACACAAUAAGCAGAUGAGUUGCCCUGCAAUGGCCCAACUGCUCUCAAACACCCUUUACUACAAGCGUUUCUUUCCUUACUAUGCUUUCAAUGUUCUAGGAGGUCUCGAUAAUGAAGGAAAAGGUUGCGUAUUCACAUAUGAUGCUGUUGGUUCAUAUGAGAGGGUUGGGUACAGUUCACAAGGUUCUGGUUCCACACUCAUCAUGCCUUUUCUGGACAACCAACUGAAAUCUCCAAGUCCUCUCUUAUUACCUGCCAAGGAUGCUGUUACACCUUUAUCAGAAGCAGAAGCAAUUGAUUUGGUGAAGACUUGCUUUGCUUCUGCAACCGAGAGGGAUAUAUACACUGGGGACAAGCUGGAAAUAGUGGUCUUAAAUGCCGAUGGUAUGCGCUGGGAUUACAUGGAACUCAGGAAAGACUGAUUUGUUGGCCUGAUGUUAUCACUGUUGCUUAUCGUUAUGAGCUGCUUCAGAUGUGCUCAAACUGCAACUGUUGGCCCGGUCUCUCUAUGUUUCUUUGCAUCUCUAUAUCAUCAAUUGCCAGCUUUUGGUUUUCAAUGGGACUCAGAGAUGCCCCCCCCUCCUACCCUCUCUCCCAUUUCCUGCUUGAUUGUAGCACCUCAAUUAUGAUUUCUAUCUACCGGACAUGAAACUGUGUAGUUAUCAUCAGCUCUUUGGGUGUGGUUUCACUAGAAGUGCUAUGUGCUGAAGAAGUAUGUUUAAACUGUGUUCUGUUCUGAAUCUGGGAACAACAGGUUUGGCUAAUCUUUUUAUUUGAUAAAAGACAAUUGUGGCUCUUCA